GUAUGCUUUCCGUCGAACAUCUAUCGGUGACGAAAUCUGUCAAAUUGUGAAUUAAAUUAAUCAACAGAACUAUUAAACAAUACACGUUUGUGGUUUUUUUUUUCAAUUCAUUAUAAUAAUAUUUGUUCAUUGUGUUUGAGUGAUUUGUGAACUGAUGUGUUUUUAUUUAUUUGAGAUGUCUUUUUGUGAUGUCCGUGGCAUUAUGUAAGAAGUUCGAAGCGAGGUAAAGAAGAACGGGGUCGCGAUGAGCUCUCCGGAGCCUCUGGUGCUCCAAGCGCUGCAGGGAAACACACAGCUCAGUGACAAGUGGCCUGGACCUCGUGCCGUCAAGAUAUUCGUCGCUUCCGUAUACAAUGAUUUUCGAGAAGAAAGACGGCAGAUCUUAGAAAUGGUCGGACCUGAACUCCAGUCAACUUACGAUGAUCGAUACAUCGAGAUUGAUUUUGUGGAUAUGCAUUACGGAACAGACGGUGGAGAUGAAACGAAUCCGGCGUUAUUACGGUAUUAUCUGGACGAAAUAAGGUCUUGUAAUCAUUCCUCCAAAGCUGGAUAUUUUGUUUGUCUCUUUGGUGGUGAUGCCUCAUUGUACCACCCAGUUUUGCCUUAUAAGAUACCGUCAGAUAUCUUCGAACAGAUGGUCAUAUCAGAAACAGCACAGGCGGACCUUGUUCGCGCCUGUUACCGUCUUAGUAGUGACGGGAUUUACCACCUGGAAGACGAUGACAAAUGGAUUCUUACGAUUGAAAUACUAUGGGUUGAUCAGCUUAAAAUAUACAAAGAUAUACAAAAAUCAUUCAUCGAAACGAUUACUCAGCCGGCCUCAACAAAACGUUUAAAUCAUGCUAUGAUCGCUCUUUCACUCCGUCCCAUCUAUUUAGCUCGUUACAAUUUACGAGCGUCCCCUUGCAGGUCCGAUUACUCAGCUGGCUCGUAA
Messenger RNA from Bombyx mandarina (wild silkworm), 934 nucleotides. RefSeq names its product protein qui-1. Gene Ontology annotation, molecular function: protein binding. Lineage: Eukaryota; Metazoa; Arthropoda; Insecta; Lepidoptera; Bombycidae. The record is from RefSeq and is a predicted model, not a curated record.